AUGGUCAAGACAAACUUGACAGUCAUUUCAAAUUUUAUUUUUCUGGGAUUUACUCACUAUCCCAAAGUUGAAAUCACCUUAUUUGUGCUGUGUUUGCUGAUAUACUUGAUCACCUUGCUGGGUAAUAUUAUUCUAAUUUCUGUUAGUCUCCUGGAUUCUUGCCUCCACAAACCCAUGUACUUGUUCCUCGGCAACCUGUCUUUUCUGGACAUCUGGUACACUUCUUCUACCCUCACUCCAAUGCUGGCAAACUUUGUUUCCGGGAAAAACACCAUCCCAUUCUCAGGAUGUGUUGCUCAGAUGUACUUCUCUCUUGCCAUGGGCUCCACUGAGUGUGUGCUCCUGUCCAUGAUGGCAUAUGACCGAUAUGUGGCCAUCUGCAACCCCCUGAGGUACCCCAUCAUCAUGAACAAGAGGGUUUGUGUACAGAUUGCAGCUGGCUCCUGGGCGACAGGCUGUAUCACUGCCCUGGUGGAAACAGUGUCUGUGUUACAGCUGUCUCUGUGUGGAAAUAGGAUCAUCAAUCAUUUCACCUGUGAGAUUCUGGCCGUCCUGAGACUGAUUUGUGUGGAUACUUCCAAGGUGCAGUUAAUCAUGCUGGUGAUCAGUGUACUCCUUCUUCCUAUGCCGAUGCUCCUCAUUUGUAUCUCUUAUGCUUUUAUCCUCUCCAGCAUCCUAAAAAUCAGCUCAGUGGAUGGUCGAAGCAAAGCCUUUUCAACUUGUGCAGCCCACCUGACUGUGGUGGUUUUGUUCUAUGGAACAGCUCUUUCCAUGUACCUGAAGCCCUCAGCUGUAGGUUUUCAGGAAAUAGAUAAAUUUAUGGCUUUAGUAUAUGCGGGAUUAACCCCCAUGAUGAAUCCUAUCAUUUAUAGUUUACGGAACAAAGAGGUGAAAGUAGCUGUGAAAAAAUUACUGGCUAGGAGCCCUCUUUGUCCUCUUUCAGCACAAAGUAGUGAAUAA
This is a messenger RNA of Vicugna pacos (alpaca), 960 nucleotides long. Its product is annotated as olfactory receptor 13F1-like. Gene Ontology annotation, cellular component: membrane. NCBI's taxonomy places the organism in Eukaryota, Metazoa, Chordata, Mammalia, Artiodactyla, Camelidae. Gene Ontology annotation, molecular function: G protein-coupled receptor activity; olfactory receptor activity. Gene Ontology annotation, biological process: G protein-coupled receptor signaling pathway. The record is from RefSeq and is a predicted model, not a curated record.